This is a messenger RNA of Parnassius apollo (apollo), 879 nucleotides long. The record is from the annotation of a GenBank genome assembly. NCBI's taxonomy places the organism in Eukaryota, Metazoa, Arthropoda, Insecta, Lepidoptera, Papilionidae.
AUGCGCUUUGUCUCACUUCUUGGAUAUAAUGCAGAAGACAGCUUUGAAAAUAAAUACAGGAGACUGAAAAAACAGACUUUGGUGCCCAUUAAGAGACUGCCAGAUGCCUUGAUUAUUGGUGUUAAGAAAUGUGGAACACGCGCACUGUUGGAGUUUUUAAGGGUGCAUCCCGAUGUGAGGGCUGCUGGAUCGGAAGUCCAUUUCUUUGAUAAGUUCUACCAUAAGGGUUUCCAGUGGUACAGAGAGAAAAUGCCACCAACGUUGGAAGGUCAAAUAACAAUGGAAAAAACACCAUCGUACUGGGUGACCCGAUCUGCGCCACGAAGAGUGUAUGCCAUGAAUCCUACAGUGCGGCUAAUGGUCGUGGUUCGAGACCCGGUUACGAGAGCAAUUAGCGACUAUACACAGUCUGCAAGCAAACGGCCGACGCUCCCACGUUUUGAAGAUUUAGCUUUAGUCAACAGCACUGUGGGUUGGGGCGGGACCUGGUCAGUAGUGGACGCUUCGUGGCCGCCAGUGAGACUGGGUGUUUAUGCCAGACCGCUUAGACGAUGGCUCCGUCGGUUUCCACGCUCAAGACUUUUGCUCAUCAGCGGCGAAAGAUUGGUUGCUGACCCUGCUGCAGAAAUGGCACGGGUGCAGAAAUUUCUGGGCCUGAAGCAGGUAAUAACAGAAAAACAUUUCUAUUUCAACUCCUCUAAGGGUUUCCCGUGCCUUUUGAAGUCUGAGGGUCAAUCUACACCACAUUGUCUUGGCAAGACUAAAGGCCGCAGUCAUCCAUUCAUCGAUCCGGUUGCCAUCGAAAGGCUUAGGGAAUAUUACAGGCCCUUUAACGAAAGGUUUUACGAGUUGGCUGGUAUAAACUUUGGAUGGCCUUGA